GGAGCGGGGAAGCGGCUCCGCCUCUUCCUGCGGCGGGCGGCCGCGAUGCCGCUGCAGCCCCUGGUCUGCUCCGACACGACCACACGGGUGAGCUCGGUGCUGAACCGGGACGUGAAGCAGUUCGGGAAGCAGCACAUGUUCGACGCCAGCGAGGAGACCUGCUGGAACUCCGACCAGGGCACGAGCCAGUGGGUCACCCUGGACUUCCCCCGCCCCGUCAAGGUCUCGCAGCUCCAGGUCCAGUUCCAGGGGGGAUUCUCCAGCCGGCUGUGCACGCUGGAAGGCUGCAGAGCAGGCGAAGAGCUGGUGAAAAUCUCCGAGCUGUACCCCCAGGACAGCCAUGCCAUGCAAAGGUUCCAGGUGGAGGAGACGGUGCUGGACAGGCUGAAGAUCACCUUUGAGAACAGCACAGACUUCUUUGGGAGGGUCGUGGUCUAUCACCUGGGGGUGCUGGGGGAGAGGCUGUAGGACACUGGGGGGGCUGCCCCCACCCCUGGGGGGCUCUGAAAACCUGGCCCCGAGGAACUCCCAUCCCUGGGGACGGCAGUGACAGAGGGACACUGCCAAGGGAUCCCCUUAGGAUCCCCCUGGGGGGGACUCGGGUGUGCAACCGGAUGAAUAAAGGGUGUCCCUGCUCCCU
Neopelma chrysocephalum (saffron-crested tyrant-manakin) is the source of this 640-nucleotide messenger RNA. It is a transcript of the gene NR2C2AP, whose product is annotated as nuclear receptor 2C2 associated protein. NCBI's taxonomy places the organism in Eukaryota, Metazoa, Chordata, Aves, Passeriformes, Pipridae. The coding region runs from base 46 to 468 and encodes 140 amino acids. The record is from RefSeq and is a predicted model, not a curated record. The transcript is spliced from 6 exons.